Messenger RNA from Moesziomyces antarcticus, 747 nucleotides. Its product is annotated as anti-silence-domain-containing protein. Gene Ontology annotation, molecular function: histone binding. The coding region runs from base 1 to 747 and encodes 248 amino acids. Gene Ontology annotation, cellular component: nucleus. The record is from RefSeq and is a predicted model, not a curated record. NCBI's taxonomy places the organism in Eukaryota, Fungi, Basidiomycota, Ustilaginomycetes, Ustilaginales, Ustilaginaceae. Gene Ontology annotation, biological process: DNA replication-dependent chromatin assembly. The transcript is spliced from 3 exons.
AUGCUGGUCACAGCCACCGCCACUCGGGGUUCGAGCGAAAGAAGCGUCGAACGACGCCACAUCGGCCAAGGAGCAUGGCAAGGUCGACCCGAUGACCGCCACCUACCCUCAUCUCUGCACACACCAUACGGCUCGCACUCGGACCCAGAUCCAUCGACUUCUCCUUCCCGCGCGCAUACAAGCCACCAAAUCCACACUAGAUCUCGAGCCAGAACAAAGGGAGGACGAGACGAAGCCAUGUCGAUCGUGCAUCUGCAGAGCGUCGAGAUCCUCAACGCCGAGGCGCGCUUCGAGGAUGCAUACAUCUUCAAGAUCACCUUCGAGUGCAUCUCGCCACUGCAAGACGACAUCGAGUGGCGCCUCGUCUAUGUCGGCUCGGCAGGCGACGAAAAGUACGACCAGGAACUCGACAAUUGCAUGGUCGGCCCAGUCCCAGUCGGGGUGAAUUCGUUCGAGUUUGAAGCAGCUGCACCUUCACCGUCCAAGAUCCCGCCCGAGGACCUCUUGGGCGUCACGGUGAUUCUGCUCACAGCGUCGUAUCGCGACCAGGAGUUCAUCCGCGUCGGAUACUACGUCAACAAUGCCUACGAGUCCGAGGAGCUGCGCGAAAAUCCACCGGAAGUCGUCGACCUCACCAAAGUCCGACGCUCGGUGCUCGUCGCCAAACCGCGCGUAACGCGCUUCAACAUCAAGUGGGACGAUGCACCCACAGCACCAUCCCAACCCGAACCAAUGCCUGUACAGUAA